GAAAAUAUGACUUAUGUUUUAUUUUUUAUUUUUUUAUCCAUGCUGUGAAAAUAGAAUUUGAAGAAGCUGGCAAUCUGUUAGAAGCCAACAAAGAUGCAGUCACCAUAAGCAUCGAAGAUGAUUUCAAACCUGAGAAGCAGAGGAAAGCUGCUGGUUUCGCUCCCGAUGGGGAAGACGAGGAUCCACUUGCCGGUGAUGACAAGACAGAGCUUCUCUCCGGGCAAAAGAAAAGUGUCCCUUUCUGGACGUUUGAGUACUACCAGAAAUUCUUUGACAUCGAGACACAUCACGUGAAGGAAAGAAUCAUUGGAUCAAUGGUGCCAUGGCCUGGAAAGAACUUCAUUCAUGUCUACCUACGAAGAAAUCCUGAUCUUUAUGGUUAACAUUUAAACAGUUCAGCAUUCAUGUCCUCAUUUUCUAAUAUUUGUAA
This is a messenger RNA of Larimichthys crocea (large yellow croaker), 430 nucleotides long. RefSeq names its product protein YIPF1-like. Gene Ontology annotation, biological process: vesicle-mediated transport. The record is from RefSeq and is a predicted model, not a curated record. Gene Ontology annotation, molecular function: small GTPase binding. The transcript is spliced from 3 exons. NCBI's taxonomy places the organism in Eukaryota, Metazoa, Chordata, Actinopteri, Sciaenidae. The annotation marks the transcript as partial. Gene Ontology annotation, cellular component: Golgi apparatus.